UUUCCGCCCUCGGCCAGCCCCACCUCUGCCGGUCCGCCCUCGGCUCCCCCACCGCGCCGAGGAGCGAGCCCGGGAACCCACACUGGCGUGCCCCGAGCGGGAGCCCCCCAUCAGCUGCCGCCGGACGCCUCGAUGCCGGAGCAGAGCAGGGUUCCAAGUCUGUGGAAGACAUAACCUUGCACCUGCCUGCGCACCCCACUCUCUGACCUUGCUAGUCUCUCAGGAUCUGAGACGUUGACCUUCACCGUGCAGCUCAAGGCUCCAAGGACUCCACUUUGUCUAGACCUGUCCAGCUGAAACUCAGGGCAUUGUUACACUUGAGGGGAGUGAGGGGAGGGCAGUCAAGGUACAAGAACAAGAGCCCUCUGGGGCCUCAGGCAGAGGAGUGAAACUGGAACCAUCAGGGAACAUGAGUGAAUUUUGGCACAAACUGGGCUGCUGCGUGGUAGAGAAACCCCAGCCGAAGAAGAAGAGGAGACGGAUUGACCGGACCAUGAUUGGGGAACCAAUGAAUUUUGUCCACCUGACUCACAUUGGCUCUGGGGAGAUGGGGGCCGGAGAUGGACUUGCCAUGACAGGUGCAGUUCAGGAGCAGAUGAGAUCCAAGGGAAACCGAGACAGGCCAUGGAGCAAUUCUAGGGGCUUAUAGCUCCGACAGGAAUGGAUCUGCUGUGUCCAGCCUCCACUCUGUCCAGCCCAGAAGAGAUGCUGCCCCUACCAGUUCUCCCAGAAUCAGUGACCCAGGGCCCCUCUUUUCCCUAUCUGUCUCAUAGUGCCUCAGAAGGCUUGGGGGCUGGACUCCCUUUACUCCCUCUGGUUGCAGCCCCUCCUGGAGAUGGGGUCAAGGCAGCAGGACUGACCAAGUGAUGACUAAUUGGCCAGAGGAGCUCAGCUGAAGCCUUGGACGCUCUCAGAUCUGAGAUAGGAGAUUUCUGGGAACUUGGAAUGAGUUCCUGUCUCCUGAAUGAUGGUCUAGGUGCCGUAUGUUUUUAAACUCCUAACCUGGAAUUCCUUACAUGCGGUGGGUAGGUGAGAUGACCUAAGUUGAAGCCAGCUUUGCUGAGAAGCUCCCUACCUCCCUGCGUUUGUCUUUCCUCCUGGAGUGAACUGAAUUGGAUGUCAGGUUGGGUCUUGGGGGGUGACAACUGGCUAGUCUACUCCUUCUUUUUAGAUCGUGGACUUUAAGCUCACAGUCCCUCACUAUCUCUCUGCCAGUACCAAGUUCUUUAUAUCAGAAGGUCUCUAGCCUUAUUUCUAUAGCAUCGCUGACUCCCUCAGAUCUUUUCCUCUUUUUUUUUUUUGAUUAAAAUUUUAAUUUAAGAUGAGAU
Dama dama (fallow deer) is the source of this 1328-nucleotide messenger RNA. Its product is annotated as CDC42 small effector protein 1. The transcript has a single exon. NCBI's taxonomy places the organism in Eukaryota, Metazoa, Chordata, Mammalia, Artiodactyla, Cervidae. The record is from RefSeq and is a predicted model, not a curated record. Gene Ontology annotation, cellular component: plasma membrane. The coding region runs from base 410 to 649 and encodes 79 amino acids. Gene Ontology annotation, biological process: regulation of Rho protein signal transduction. Gene Ontology annotation, molecular function: small GTPase binding.